Ipomoea triloba (trilobed morning glory) is the source of this 4265-nucleotide messenger RNA. RefSeq names its product tubulin-folding cofactor D. The record is from RefSeq and is a predicted model, not a curated record. Lineage: Eukaryota; Viridiplantae; Streptophyta; Magnoliopsida; Solanales; Convolvulaceae. Gene Ontology annotation, molecular function: GTPase activator activity; beta-tubulin binding. Gene Ontology annotation, biological process: post-chaperonin tubulin folding pathway; tubulin complex assembly; microtubule cytoskeleton organization. The transcript has 17 exons. The coding region runs from base 116 to 3943 and encodes 1275 amino acids.
CACUGAGCUUGAAGCGAAAAAAGAAUUUCAGACUUCAGAGCAGUUGAAGUCCAGUACAAAUCUCAAGCGGGAAAUUUGAAUAAAUCAAUUGCCAGUAAUCGACGCAGUCGCUUCCAUGGCGGCUAAAGAAGAAGUUGCUCGGAGCAUGAAAAUGGAGGCCGAGAAGGAAUCGACAAUGGCGACGAACAGUUCAGCAUUACCAGAAGAGGUAGACGAAGACGACGAGCACGAUUCCAAAGAGAGAGUUCUUCAGAGAUACUUCCUCCAGGAAUGGAAGCUCGUGAAGUCCCUCCUCGACGACAUCGUUUUGCACGGCCGGGUUUCCGAUCUCUCCUCCGUCCACAAGAUCCGAUCCAUUAUGGACAAGUAUCAGGAACAGGGUCAAUUAGUAGAGCCAUAUUUGGAGAGCAUAGUUUCUCCUCUGAUGUCCAUUAUCCGUUCCAAAACUGCUGAGCUAGGGGCAACCUCAGAUGAAAUUCUGGAAGUUAUUAAACCUUUAUGUAUAAUAAUUUAUUGUUUGGUAACAGUUUGUGGAUAUAAGGCUGUUAUCAAAUUCUUUCCGCAUCAGGUUUCUGAUCUAGAGCUUGCAGUCUCUUUGUUGGAGAAGUGCCACAAUGCACAUUCAGAAACAUCAUUGAGGCAAGAAAGUACAGGAGAGAUGGAGGCGAAGUGUGUGAUACUAUUAUGGCUUUCCAUACUAGUAUUGAUUCCUUUUGAUAUAUCCUCUGUGGAUACUAGUGUUACUGAUAGUCAAUGUAUGAGUAGAGAUGAACCUCCUCCAUUGGCACUAAGGAUUAUAGAAUGCUCUAAGGACUACCUUUCAAAUGCUGGUCCUAUGCGUACUAUAGCUGGAUUGUUGCUUUCAAAACUUCUAACACGCCCAGAUAUGUUGAAGGCUUUUAACAGCUUUAUUGAUUGGACGCAUGAAGUCAUUUCAUCUGUUUCAAAUAGUGUUACUGAUCACUUCCGGUUGUUGGGUACAGUGGAAGCAUUGUCUACCACUUUCAAGACUGGGAGUGCAAAACUGUUGCUUAAUGUGGUUCCCACUGUUUGGAAAGAGGCAACAGCUCUGGUGAAGUCUAAUGAUGCAGUAAGAAGCCCAUUACUUCGCAAAUAUCUUGUGAAGCUAGCUCAACGGAUAGGGCUUACUUGUUUGCCUCACCGUUCUCAAUCAUGGCGCUACGUGGGUAGAAAGCAAACUCUGGGAGACCAUAUAUCCCAAGACUUGGCCAGAAUAGACAAAAACAAUGAUGCUGCAACCACAGAUCCUUUGGAAUUAUAUCAAGAGGAAGAUAUGGAUGUUCCAGAGAUAGUAGAAGAGAUUAUUGAAGUUUUGCUGACCGGAUUGCGAGAUACGGACACUGUUGUGCGCUGGUCUGCUGCAAAAGGUAUUGGCCGUGUUACUUCACGCUUAACUUAUGCACUUUCUGAUGAAGUGCUGUCAUCUGUACUGGAGCUUUUUUCACCCAGUGAGGGAGAUGGUUCAUGGCAUGGAGGUUGCUUGGCACUGGCUGAAUUAGCACGUAGAGGGUUGCUCUUACCCAUUAGCUUUUCAAAAGUUGUGCCUGUUGUAGUGAAGGCCUUACAUUAUGAUGUUCGACGGGGUCCACAUAGUAUUGGAUCUCAUGUACGUGACGCCGCUGCCUAUGUUUGCUGGGCAUUUGGUCGUGCAUAUUAUCAUACAGAUAUGAAAAGUGUACUUGAACAGCUUGCUCCACACCUUCUGACUGUGGCUUGUUAUGACCGUGAGGUUAAUUGUAGAAGAGCAGCAGCUGCUGCUUUUCAAGAGAAUGUUGGAAGACAAGGAAAUUAUCCCCAUGGCAUUGAUAUAGUGAAUACAGCUGAUUAUUUUGCACUUUCUUCACGUGUAAACUCUUAUCUUCAUGUUUCAGUCUCCAUUGCUCAAUAUGAUGGAUACCUGCACCCUUUUGUAGAUGAGCUGCUUCAUAACAAGAUCUGUCACUGGGACAAAAGUUUGAGAGAGCUUGCUGGGAAUGCCCUUUCUUCUCUUGUCAAGUAUGAUACUGAAUAUUUUGUGGAAGUUAUUCUGAAGAAAUUAAUGCCCUGCACUCUUUCAACUGAUUUAUGCAUGCGUCAUGGUGCAACAUUAGCUCUUGGAGAAGUCAUUUUGGCUCUGCACAAGUGUGACUAUGUUCUUUCGUCAGAUCUCCAGAAACAAGUUGCUGGUGUGGUUCCUGCAAUUGAGAAAGCAAGACUUUAUCGUGGGAAGGGUGGAGAGAUAAUGCGUUCUGCUGUUUCACGUUUUAUAGAGUGCACUUCUAUGGUGCAUGUACAUUUGACUGAUAGAACAAAACGAAGUCUGCUUGAUACACUCAAUGAGAAUUUGAAGCACCCUAAUUCUCAAAUACAGGGUGCUGCUGUUGCUGCCCUGAAAAGCUUCAUUCCUGCUUACCUUGUGGCUACAGAAAAUAAACCAUUAAUUGACAUUCCGAAGAAGUACCUUGAACAGUUGACUGAUCCUAAUGUGGCUGCUAGACGAGGAUCUGCACUUGCAGUUGGUAUAUUGCCUUCUGGCUUUUUGGCUAAAGGAUGGAAGAAUGUGCUUUCAAAGCUAUGCAGGGCUUGUGAGAUUGAGGAGAAUCCUGAAGAUAGAGAUGCAGAAGCACGGGUGAAUGCUGUCAAGGGACUUGUAUCAGUGUGUGAAACUUUAACUCACACAAAACAAAUCUCUGAUUUUUUCUCUGAAGAAGAUUGCAUUUCUCUGUUUCUUGUUAUCAAGAAUGAAGUGAUACAGAGUUUACUUAGAGCUCUAGAUGAUUACUCUGUAGAUAAUAGAGGCGAUGUGGGUUCUUGGGUUCGUGAAGCUGCCAUUGAGGGUCUUGAGAAAUGUACAUAUAUUCUAUGCAAGAGAGAUUCCGAGCAUUUUCCAAGUAAAUCAGACGUAUUGAGUCUUGAUUCUGUAUCAAAGAUGGAUGAGAAAGAUGUUCUUGAGAUCAAGGAGAAAUUAUUAUUUGAUGAAAAUCUUGCAACCUGCAUAGUUGGAGGUAUUGUUAAGCAAGCAAUGGAAAAGAUGGAUAAAUUACGAGAGCUAUCUGCAAAUACUCUCCAGAGAAUUUUGUACAACAAAGAAAUUUUUGUACCAUUCAUACCUUAUAGGGAGAGAAUAGAAUAUGUAGUUCCCAAUAACACAGAUCUGAAGUGGGGGGUGCCAACUUUCUCAUUUCCUCGAUUUAUUCAGUUACUUGGGGUCAGUUGCUACAGUAAAUAUGUUGCUUCUGGGUUGGUUAUUUCUAUUGGUGGUUUGCAAGAUUCUUUGAGGAAAGCAUCACUUGGUGCUUUGAUGGAUUAUCUUCAAUCAGCAGAAAACCAGACUGAUUCUAUAGAGCAGAGUUUGUCCAAAGACAUUGUUUGGGUUCUUCAAAUGUACAAGAGAUGUGAUAGAGUCACUACACCUACCUUAAAGACUAUCGAGAUUCUUUUCAGCAAAAAGGUAUUCCUAAACAUGGAGGCACAUACUUCUGUCUUCUGUGCUGCUGUUUUGGAUUCUCUUCGUCUGGAAUUGAAAGGAUCAAAGGACUUCUCUAAAUUGAAUGCUGGAAUUGCAAUACUUGGAUAUAUUGCUUCACUUUUGGAGCCUAUCAGCACCCAGGCUUUUAGCCAGCUAAUAGUUUUCCUCAAUCACCGCUAUCCAAAGAUAAGGAAAGCUAGUGCUGAACAAGUAUAUCUCGUCCUCCUACAAAAUGCAAGUCUUGUUGCAGAAGACAAUAUAGAUAAAGCACUCGAAAUCAUUUCUGAAACCUGCUGGGAAGGUGAUAUUACAGAAGCUAAAGAAAAAAGGAUACAGCUUUGUGCCAUAGUGGGUAUAGAAACUGGGCAGAUUUCCUCAGCAAAUGAGGGUGCAUCCCGCAAGGUUGCUGAAAAAGGGCCCAAGACAGAUGAAAAUGAAUCAUACUCUUCUCUAGUUGAAUCAGCUGGGUUUUAGUCUCCCUACAUAGUUUCAGAUUUUCAAAGCCUGCCAGGUAUCAUCAACCCCACCGAUUUUGUUUUAUAUACUGUGAAGUGGGAAGGUAGAAAUGGUUUCAGAGUUGAAAUUUUGUUUAAUAUAUACGAUGUUCAAGGGUGAUAAAUAUAUGGUUAAAACUUAAAAUUUGCUUUAACAGGGUGAGAAGGGUCCAUGUUAACAAUUGCAAUUUGCAAAUAGAACGGUUUUGUUAUCAAAUUGAUGACUCUUUGGGCUAUUUUUCAUGCCGUCCCCACUAAACUUGGAAAUCUAAAUUAAAAUAUAUACAUAUGUUUGUGAUAAA